CCAGAGAACCCAUCACACCAAAGAAACACAGUUCCCUCCUACCUAAGACAUCCACUCCUGACAACAUGCAGUUCAACAACUUCUCUGAGGCCGUCUUCCCAGGCUGCUACUGGGGCAGCUUUGGCUACCCCCUGGGUUACAGUGUUGGCUGUGGUUUCGGCAGUACCUACUCUCCAGUGGGCUACGGCUUGGGCUAUGGCUAUCACGGCUGUGGAUCUUACAGAAGAUACUGGCCAUAUGCUCUCUACUAAUUUGCUGGAAUCCUUGAGGAAAAGAGUCUUCUAUCCCUUGAAGGCAGAGUGGCACACUUCCAGAUUCUUCCUUUAUCUACUUCUGACAUCCUCAUUUGCUCACCAACAUCAGAGUCGCUGCUUUCCAGACCUAGCACCAGAAUCCCAAGGGAAGACAUUGAAAAACCAGAUGAUGUCCAAGCUGCCUUCUCUGGAAGAUGUUUGUUGGGACAUUUCUAUAACCUGACACCCAACUUGACAUGUUUUAUUCCUGAAUUUUUCAUGGCGCUCGUGACUCUCAUCCCUGUGAAGUUAUGCAUGUGUCUGUCAAAUUCUCAAUAAACUUGUCAUGAUAGCCUCA
Messenger RNA from Oryctolagus cuniculus (rabbit), 591 nucleotides. RefSeq names its product keratin associated protein 8-1 (gene KRTAP8-1). Lineage: Eukaryota; Metazoa; Chordata; Mammalia; Lagomorpha; Leporidae. The record is from RefSeq and is a predicted model, not a curated record.